Tigriopus californicus is the source of this 1678-nucleotide messenger RNA. It is a transcript of the gene Syx1A, whose product is annotated as syntaxin-1A-like. NCBI's taxonomy places the organism in Eukaryota, Metazoa, Arthropoda, Copepoda, Harpacticoida, Harpacticidae. The record is from RefSeq and is a predicted model, not a curated record. Gene Ontology annotation, cellular component: SNARE complex; plasma membrane; endomembrane system. Gene Ontology annotation, molecular function: SNARE binding; SNAP receptor activity. Gene Ontology annotation, biological process: exocytosis; intracellular protein transport; synaptic vesicle fusion to presynaptic active zone membrane. The coding region runs from base 333 to 1214 and encodes 293 amino acids. The transcript is spliced from 7 exons.
CCUCGGGAGGAAGGAAAGAAGGAGUAGUUACACGAUCGAGGACGGAGGACAGUCCGGUCCCACUCGAGAAUAGCCCCUGCCGAUCCGCCUGUUCCUACUUGUUCUCCUACUUGUUCUUCGUCUUCUUUGGCUCCUUUUACUUCUUCUGCUUCUUCCACAUUGGCAUUGGGUGGGGAUAUGUUCAGGGAAAUCACCUCGGGGGUGUUGGUGUGUCUUCAUUGAAGUCCAUUCCAACCUUAUUGUGGGCGUGUUGGUGUUAAGGGACGGACCCAGUGACUGACUAAGGGAGUGUUCACCAUCGGACUCGUGUGGCCACACCGUCAUCCGACACCAUGCCCAAAGACAGAUUGGCGGCCCUUCGAGCCGCUCAGAGCGACGAGGAUGACCUGGGGGGCGAGGACAUGGCGGUCAAUGUGGAGGGGGGUAAAAUGGACGAAUUCUUCCAAGAGGUGGAAGAGAUUCGGGAAAACAUCGACAAGAUCCAGAACAACGUUGAGGAGGUCAAGAGGAAGCACAGCUCGAUCCUCUCUGCACCCCAAAAUGACGAGAAGAUGAAGCAAGAUCUGGAAGAUCUCAUGUCGGAUAUCAAAAAAACCGCGAAUAAAGUGCGAGCCAAACUCAAGGUCAUUGAACAAAACAUCGAAGCCGAGGAGAAUAUCAACAAGGCCUCGGCAGACUUGCGAAUCCGAAAAACCCAACACUCGACCCUUUCUCGCAAAUUUGUCGAAGUCAUGACCGAGUACAACCGCACCCAAACAGAUUAUCGCGAGCGUUGCAAGAACCGCAUCCAACGUCAAAUGGAGAUCGCGGGUCGCACCACCACCGAUGCCGAACUCGAAGAUAUGUUGGAGCAAGGCAACUCCGCAGUGUUUACUCAAGGCAUCAUCAUGGACACAGCUGCUGCCAAGCAAACUCUGGCUGAUAUCGAGGCACGACAUGCCGACAUUAUCAAGUUGGAGCAUUCCAUUAAAGAGCUCCAUGAUAUGUUCAUGGACAUGGCCAUGCUGGUCGAGAGUCAGGGUGAAAUGAUUGAUCGUAUCGAGUACCACGUGGAACAUGCUGUCGACUAUGUUCAAACUGCGACACAAGAUACAAAGAAGGCUCUUAAAUACCAAUCAAAGGCUAGGCGGAAAAAAAUAAUGAUGCUUCUUUGCGGCGCUGCCAUCGGUGCCAUCGUCAUCUGGUGGGCCGGAGGUUACUUACAACUAUGGUGAAGUACUCUACUUGAUCCUCAACAACUCCCGUUUCCCUCGAGAGCAAUCGAGUUUGGUCAUCGUUAUACGCAUCAUACCCAAAUACGAGUGGUAGUUAUUGAAGUUGGACUACUUUCGCUCCUGCAAGGACUACUCCGGUCAAUCAACAAAUAGCCCAUCUUGAUGGGAUGUUGUUCACUCUCAAUAAUACGGAAUCUAUCGAAAUCGUUAAACCUUAUUGCUGCUAUUACUUAAAUCGGCAUCAUUAUUAUUAUAAUUAUUACUACAUACCACUACUACUGCUACUACUACUAUUAAUAUGAUUAUUAUUAUUAUCAUCAUUAUCAUAAUUAUUAAUACUAUUGCUAAGUACACUACCUACAAUUCUAUUAUUAAUUCAUACCACUACAAUGGUUGGCAUUGCUGUUUCCCGUCAUUCAAUCGCAUAGUGUUCAAUAAAGCAUCCCGAGUAAAAUAUUCCAAUA